AUGACUUGUAGGUUCACAAGAUCAUAUUCGACUAAAGUGACUUGUAAUAUAGAUUCAGCAUUUGAUGAAAAAAUAAAGGAAAAUUAUAGCAAUUCAAAAAAACAUUCUGGAAUAAUGAGUUUAAAAUGCACAUCAAUUCCAGAACCCAUUUUAAAAGGGAUAUAUUCAGUUUUGGAAAAAAAAGAUGUUAAGACAUUGGUAUCGGAUGGUGAAAUUUUAUCAAGGUAUUUAACACAGAGACUUCCACCGCCUGAAAAAAGUGAAAAAAGGAAAAAAAAAGAAGAAAUAAUUGAUUCGAUGAAAAACAAUACAAAUUUUCAAACGUUGAGUAAUGAUGUCAUAACGAAAUAUGCGAAGAAAAUAUUAAAAAAUCAAUUGUACAAUUGGAAACCUAUAACUUACAAUAAAAAUUUAGCUCUCCAGUAUUUGGUAAUGAGAUCCCCGGCAGAAUUUGGAGUUUUAUGCAGAGUUUUCAACGAAAUUUAUUUGAGAGAUAAAAAUUUUGCUCCGAAAAGACUUUUCGAUUUUGGAUCCGGCGUUGGAACUACCGUUUGGGCCGCAAACGAAUACUGGAAAGAAUCCAUGAAAGAAUAUUAUUGCGUGGAUUCAUCCAUGGAAAUGCACAAGUUGGCUGAGCUCGUACUUCAAAACAACGAUCCAUAUUCAUUACCCAUGAUAAAAAAUGUCUACUAUCGUCAGUUUUUACCAGCGACGUGCAUACCCUCGGACAUUGUUGUCAGUUCUUUUUCACUUUUCGAAUCGAGCAGUUGUUUGGAACGUUUAAAACUUUUAACGACACUUUGGAACAAUACUUUGGAAUAUUUAGUUUUAAUUGAAAACGGUUCUUUUGCCGGUUACAGUUUAUUAAACGAAGCAAGAACAUUUAUAUUGGAAAUAAGCGAAAAAUUCAACGUCAAAUGUUACAUAUUCGCUCCUUGUCCUCACGAAUUAACGUGUCCGAGAUUCGAAGCAACGGAAAAAUCGAUACCGUGUAAUUUUUCAAUCAAAUACAAACAUUUGAACGUGUACAAAUAUAGGAAUUCCACGGAAAAUCAUAAAUUUUCUUUUUUAAUAUUUAAAAAAGGAGAGGAUUCGCCUAUGGAAAAUCGAUCUCCCAGAAUAGUUAAAGAAGUUUUACUGAGACGAAAUCACGUCGUUUGUAAUGUUUGCACGUCGAAGGGACAGUUGAAAACUUUGGUGUCGACGAAAAAUCAACAUGGAAGUUCCGCGUACAAAUGUUUAAAACAUUCAAAAUGGGGCGAUUUGAUUCCCGAAGGAAUAUCCUUUGAUUUUAUUGAAGAGGAAAAAUUAAAUGAAGAAAAUUACGAAGAAAAGGAUGAAUAA
This is a messenger RNA of Pediculus humanus corporis (human body louse), 1344 nucleotides long. RefSeq names its product ubiquinone biosynthesis protein, putative. Gene Ontology annotation, cellular component: mitochondrial small ribosomal subunit; mitochondrion; mitochondrial inner membrane. Gene Ontology annotation, molecular function: methyltransferase activity; structural constituent of ribosome. The transcript has a single exon. The record is from RefSeq and is a predicted model, not a curated record. The coding region runs from base 1 to 1344 and encodes 447 amino acids. Lineage: Eukaryota; Metazoa; Arthropoda; Insecta; Psocodea; Pediculidae. Gene Ontology annotation, biological process: translation; ubiquinone biosynthetic process.